Molecule: messenger RNA, 336 nt
Organism: Staurois parvus
Lineage: Eukaryota; Metazoa; Chordata; Amphibia; Anura; Ranidae
Source: the annotation of a GenBank genome assembly
ACUGCAGACGUUUCAGGGGAUGACCAGAGACUGCGGACAGUGGCGGAGAUGACCAAGAGACUGCGGGGAGUGCAGGGGAUGACCAGGGGACUGCGGACACAGUACAGGGGAUGACCAGAGAUGCGGGGCAGUACAGGGGAUGACCAGAGACUGUGGACAGUACAGGGGUGACCAGAGACUGUGGACAAAUGCAGGGGAUGACCAAGAGACUGCGGACAGUACAGGAGAUGACCAGAGACUGCGGACAGUACAGGGGAAGACCAAGAGACUGCGGACAGUAUAGGGGAUGACCAAGAGACUGCAGACAGUUACAGGGGUGACAGAGACUUGCGGACA